UCACGAAACCCUAACUUUGCUGGGUAAGAAAAUGAAUCUCAAAUUUGAUCCAUAGGGUUUAAAAAUCUAUAAAAAAAUAUAUGUACAACCAAAACUACAAAAUGGUACUGCAUCUUCCUUUUCAAGUUUGACAGCUUAGCCUAAAUAUAUCCGAACCUGUUAGCAGGCUGAUUCAAAUACAGUUCAGAUUUGAUCUGUUAGCAACAACUCAUGAGAUCAUAUUAUUUCCCCUUUUUUACUAUAAUCUACAGAGGACCAUAAAUGUAAUUCAAAGAAACUUUAAAGGUAUCACAUUCCAUGUGCACUUGAUCGAGGCUAAUUGAGAUGAAGACGAGCAAUUUUAUAUUGGGUAGCCACAUUUUUCCUUGACUGGCUGAGCUUGCUUGUUUUGGCUCCAACAGACUACAGCCAUUGAAGAUUCUCUCACCGACCAUCAUUGCCCAGCUCCACACACUCCUUGUGUUGCCUCACCACAGACCAUGGACUCCAACACCCACACAUACUCAUUUAUUCCUCUUCAAACUUCUAUAUAACCAGCCUAGCUCCAAUUUGCUCUCUUUAGGUGAGUGACCAUAGAGGGAGAGAAAAGCUACAGCAGAGAAAAAACAAGGAAAAAUGGCCUGCACCCAAGCUCCAUUCUCCCCACUGAGUCCUAGAAUUUCUUUUUCACAAGAUCUUGUUGAUGGCGCCGAACUCCCAUCGAUCAACGUCUCCAGAGACCGCAACGCAGACUUGAACGUGGACGAUGAUGAUGGCGGCGACUUCGAGUUCAUUGUGCUAGACACUGGUGGUACAGCAAACAAACACAAGAUGUUGUCUGCAGACGAGCUCUUCUUUCAGGGCAGGAUGCUCUGCCUAGAUCAGAUCCACAAGAUGUCUUUGGAUGAAGAAAGACAAAAAGCGAGUCAAGAGAUCAAGCAGUUGGGCAGGAUUGAUCCAAGGUAUGUUGAUGAUGACCCUUCACCUAGGCCACCUAAGUGCAUUGGUGGCCGGUGGAGGGAGCUCCUAAGACUAAAGAGGCAGCAGCCACCCUCUGCUUUCAAGUCUACUUGUAGGCCAGAUCAAUGGCCGAACGGCGAAAAGAUGUCUAAUUCCUUAAGCAAAAAAGAAGCCGCAGAUCGAGUACAGAUAUCUAGCAAGAAACUGCAAGUGAAAGUGAAGAAAGAGAGUUUGAGCAGCAGCAGCAACACCAGCACCAGCACCAGUACCAGCAGCGGAUGCACCGGCAUCGGCUUGGAGAGAAGCACCAGCAAUCCUGAGAUGCUGAGCUCUCUGUUGCUGAGGAAGAGAGAGAAACAAAUGGAGCCGUGCACAAAGAGCUGCUGUAGAGGAAGUAAUGGUGUUGACAGAUCAAGGUCUGUUAAUGUGAGAGUCAGCCCUGUUCUCAAUGUCAUGCCAAUGUACCCUUCCAAUGCUUCUCACCUUUUCCCCUUAAGGAAGCAGAUUCCAAAGCCUGCUAGAUUCACCUCAUCAGUAAUGGUAGGAGGAAGUGUUGGAUUGGCAGACGAUGAUCAGAAGAGAUAGGGAGCUUUUAGUGUUCAAAGUAUCACGUUUUCUCAAUAAUCAUCGCUGUCUUAUUCUUGUUUGCAUCUGUAGCAUCCUUUUUCCUUUUGAUUUUUUACAUAUGCCAGAUGAAAUAUUGUGGUGCGCCAUAAAAAAAUAAAUCACCAACUUUUCUUCACAACA
This is a messenger RNA of Nymphaea colorata (pocket water lily), 1686 nucleotides long. RefSeq lists its product as uncharacterized. The transcript has a single exon. NCBI's taxonomy places the organism in Eukaryota, Viridiplantae, Streptophyta, Magnoliopsida, Nymphaeales, Nymphaeaceae. The coding region runs from base 616 to 1524 and encodes 302 amino acids. The record is from RefSeq and is a predicted model, not a curated record.